GGAAAUGUUUUUAAAACUGUCCCAUCAGAGUCUCCGUAGAGCAAAAAACCUGCAACUCUGUUUUGAGACAGUUAUUAAGCUAGCUUCUCCCACACCGCAGCCCAGUCACGCUGCCAUUAAAAGGGAAAACGGACUUUUACCGGGGUCAAAUUCGUGCACGAGCUCCUGUGAUGGUUUCGACUCCAAGAUGACCUGCAGCCCGAGAGUCUGACCGACAGAGAACCUUCCACUCAGCAGGUCAAAUUUGAGGUUGCACACGGGGUUACCAAUGCUUUCUGAUGAGCUGGACUCCAAACCAGAGCUGCUGGUGCAGUUUGUGCAGAACGCGUCCAUCCCGCUGGUGCAGAGUCUGGAGGACUGCGAGUCCAAGCACUGCCUGCCUCUGCUGGCCCCAGCUGAGAGCUCACUGUGCAGCCCGCUGGAGCUCACAGAUGGAGGCCUGAGCCACAUGCCAGAGGGUUCUCCUUCCUUGUCAGAGUUCGGAGGUGUGUCAGAGCGGAGUCCCUUAGUGGUCCAGGCGCACUCUCACCCACAGGCCUCACCCAGCCCCCCACCCAUCCUCCAUGACUUACAACAGUCCGACAGCACUUCCUACGUCCUACUGAACCUCGCAAAAGGCAUCACAGCCUCCUCAGAGUCCCUGAUCUUCGCCGCCGAUGGCACCGUGGAGGAUGACGACGAAGGGGUCUCAUCCGGGGACUAUGGGAUUGAUGGCAGUGCUCCCUGGUAUCUGCGGGUACAGGAGCUGGCACACGACAGCCUGAUUGCUGCCACGCGGGCACAGCUCGCGAGAGACGCAAAGGCCAGCCAGGACGCCAGAGCUGCAAGUGUCGGUAACGGUGACCACUCGCACAGUUUGACAGCAGACGGGGACAAGCGAGAGCUCCCGCCUCGGACCAGCCGCCCUCUCUCCAAGCAGAUCCUCCGCUGCUCGUUUGAGGGUUGCUGCAGGACGUUCACCUGGCCGGCUCAUCUCAAAUAUCACCUCAAAACACACAGGAAUGACCGAAUGUUCAGGUGCGGCGCAGAGGGCUGCGGGAAGAGCUUCUACGUGCUGCAGAGGCUGCAGGUUCACAUGAGGACUCACAACGGCGAGAAGCCCUUCAUCUGCAAGGAGAAGAAUUGUGGCAAGAAGUUUACCACGGCUGGAAACUUGAAGAACCACAAACGUAUACACACAGGAGAGAAGCCUUUUCUUUGUGAAGCAGAUGGCUGUGGGCGAUCCUUUGCAGAGUAUUCCAGUUUACGGAAACACAUGCUCGUGCAUUCUGGUGAGAAGCCUCAUCACUGUGGGAUCUGUGGGAAGACUUUCUCUCAGUCCGGCAGCAGAAACGUCCACAUGAGGAAGAGACAUGGAGAGGAGGUGCUCAGCAGCGAAAGCAGAGAAACAGGAGAGGCGCUGACACAAAGCAGCCUGCUGGAGGCAGAUGGUGAGAAUGGAGACACUAUGGUCACCAUGACAACAACCGUGGAACCCAUGAAUCUUCAUCAUGCUAUGCUGAGAUCACCAGGCUCUGCAGACUCAGUCGUGCUUCUUUCUCAGCCACAUGAGCACCUGGUGACCAUGACGACCGAAGGCCAUGCAUAUGGAGAAGAUGUGGUGACACUGCUGUGACAAAUGUCGCACACUGCUGCACUCGGUCACAGUGGACUAAACAUCAGCAUCUAAUGUGUAAAUAGACUCAUUAGUGACUUUAACCCCUGUAGAUACUUGUAAUUAGCAACCAACGAUGGUUUUAUUUUGAAAAGUGUGAAAGGGCCGAGUUUGUACUAACAACCUUUUUGUCCUCAAAUAUUUUGAAAAGAAAUGCUCCCAAAGAAAUACUGAGACGGGUUUUAAAAGUUUAUGAUAAUAUAAUGACCAUGCAUUGUUCUGUGCAUAUUGCAUAAUCAUUGUAAACAGAGGUUGAAAUGCAGUGAUGGUCUCAAAUGAACAGUCAGUGCCACUUAUUUAAAUGUACUAGACAUAUGUAAAUCCCAUUAUCCGUAUAAGUAAUAAUUAAGAAACUACUAAAGCACAGUAUUUCAUAUUGCUGCAUGUAAACACUGGUCUUGCGCGGCACAAACUGGCCAAGUCACCCUAAUAUCUCUAAACAAUAUCUAAACAAACUGUGUCCAGUAAUGUUUAAAGCUGCAUUCACUGCACUGUGUUAUUGUUAACAUUUGUCACUCAAACAUCAACCUCCAGUGCUCCACUUAACUUUCAUCACCCAUUUACAGAUCAAUAUACAUUAACACCAGACUACUCCGGCCCAUAUGAAACAAACAGCAGGUGUAGAUGAGGUAGUCCCCGUUACUUAUCGCGUCUGCUAUUGAGCCGUCACCUAAAUCAGCAGUGUGUGUGUGUCUCUCAGUGGAUCCUCAGGUUGUGGAAGUGGUCCAGUAUGGCACCCAGAGCCCAGCUCGCCUCCACAUUGUUCACUUUCUUGGUCAACUAGGAGAGGGACAGGAAUCCAACACCAAAAUCACUCAAAUGCCUUUUGUAUUUAUUGAAAUAAAAAAAAAAGGUAACAAA
Molecule: messenger RNA, 2515 nt
Organism: Scophthalmus maximus (turbot)
Lineage: Eukaryota; Metazoa; Chordata; Actinopteri; Pleuronectiformes; Scophthalmidae
Gene: znf410
Product: zinc finger protein 410
Exons: 12
Coding region: 269-1615 (448 amino acids)
Biological process (GO): regulation of transcription by RNA polymerase II
Cellular component (GO): PcG protein complex; transcription regulator complex
Molecular function (GO): RNA polymerase II cis-regulatory region sequence-specific DNA binding; DNA-binding transcription factor activity, RNA polymerase II-specific
Source: RefSeq, a predicted model, not a curated record